AUGGACGAGUUCGAUCGUGUUCUUGAUGCUCUGCUAGAUACAGUCACCCCAGAUAAUGUGCCAGAAGAUACAAUUCUCGCUCUCAACUUACUGGUAUCUCAUACUGUCGUAGCAGCUCUCGACCUUCUAGAUAAGAAGUGCGUGACGAGAUAUGAUACACCAGGGGGACGUAAAGCCUACAUCGUGUCCGGCAGCACCGACUCGUACGCCGUGGAAAUAGACGUAUUCAGGAACACACCACCAUCUGCGCUCGAAAACGAUUCAUAUACUACGACCGAAAGCCGAUUAUUCAGAACCCCUCGUCAUUUCUGCACGUGUCCUGCGUUUGCUUACACCGUUCUCCUUCGAAGCCCAAGGUCACCUCUGGAUGAUGAAGAGGAAGAGCUUUCACCUUUGGUGUGCAAGCACGUUCUUGCCGUCCUGCUGGCAUCGCGGCUACAUAAGUGGACCGUGAGAACAGUCUCUUUCCAAGAACUGGAUGGAAUAUAUACUGAACUUUUCGCAUCUCCGACAUAAGCACUGGUUUUCGAAUCAUUUCACAAAUCUGUGGUCAUAUCGACAAGUCGUGAAAUGUAUAUGGGUGGAUAAAAUAACGAAAAAAAUUAUACUCGUAAGGCUAAGACUGUG
Messenger RNA from Cantharellus anzutake, 627 nucleotides. RefSeq lists its product as uncharacterized. Gene Ontology annotation, biological process: double-strand break repair via homologous recombination. The record is from RefSeq and is a predicted model, not a curated record. Gene Ontology annotation, cellular component: Shu complex. The transcript has 4 exons. NCBI's taxonomy places the organism in Eukaryota, Fungi, Basidiomycota, Agaricomycetes, Cantharellales, Hydnaceae. The coding region runs from base 1 to 516 and encodes 171 amino acids. Gene Ontology annotation, molecular function: zinc ion binding.